Tarenaya hassleriana is the source of this 2196-nucleotide messenger RNA. RefSeq names its product YTH domain-containing family protein 2. The transcript has 9 exons. Lineage: Eukaryota; Viridiplantae; Streptophyta; Magnoliopsida; Brassicales; Cleomaceae. Gene Ontology annotation, biological process: mRNA destabilization. The record is from RefSeq and is a predicted model, not a curated record. Gene Ontology annotation, cellular component: cytoplasm. Gene Ontology annotation, molecular function: mRNA binding. The coding region runs from base 252 to 1952 and encodes 566 amino acids.
GGUAUUUGUAGUUCUGUUUUUUUUUUUUUUAAGACAAAAGGAGAAGUGUGUCUCCGAUGUCUCUGCGAAUCUGUUCCAGAUUUUUAUAAAGCCUUUUCUUUUUCCCGGAAAGUACGCUGCAAACAGAUAAUUCUCGGGUUAAUUUCUCUGAGCAUUUUCCCGUCUUGUUUUUUUUUUCUUGUUGGGAAAUUUGAUAUUUUUGUCGUCUCAGACAAAUAUAUAGUUCGGCUUUUUAUUCUCCUGCUGCUUCAAUGGCUUCUCACGUCCCAAAACCUUCCCAUAAAACCAUUGAAGAUACGAUGAAGAACCUCAAGGUGGAUCCUCUUGCAAAGAUCACCGACUCUGGCACUGACAAGGUAUCUUCGUCAGGAGAUGUGAAAGGUAGUGUUGCUGAAAGUGAUGAUGCAGAUUAUGAAUCUCUUGAGACAUACCAAGGGUUGCCAUGUCCUUAUGGUGGCUACUAUGGAUUCUAUUAUCCAGGUCUUGAUGGUUCAGUUGGAGAAGCAAAGGAUCAAGGACACUAUGGUUAUGGAACAGAAGUUCAAUACCCGGUUAUGCAUGGGGAAAACGGUUCUUUGAUCUAUUUGAUGCCGGGAAUCCAACCAUUUGAUGUCAGUAACACAUACUUGCCUGUAAGCCCGGUUGGUGUUGAUCCUCAGUACACAAGUCAGACACUGCAUUCAUCCGCUCCGAUGUUUGCAGCUCAUGGAUAUCUUCCGAACCCUUACGGUUAUGGAGAUAUUAUGUCACCCACCUACUUGUGGGACCCGUCUCUUCUUGCUGGAGAUGGCGCAUUUGGAGACACAUAUGGAUAUGGUUUAGUUGCAAGUCCCCCUGGCCUAAGACAGAACCUGUCUUCUUCGAGCCAUAAUCACUCGAAGAGCAAGACUUCCUUCUCUUCUUUGAAUGCCUUGCCCGGUCAUAGUAUAGGCAAUCAGCCUAAAACUCCAAGCAAGAACGGCUCAGUUCUCCAAUCACAUAUACAGCGAAAAGGGUACUUCCCAUUAACAGCAUUUCCGCCGUAUAGUCAAGAAAGAACUGGAAUGUAUUACCCGACUGAUGCUAUGUGGAAAAGGGCUGGAUCUUUUGAUUGGGCUGCAACCGAGAGGGUGAAAGCAAGAAACAAAGUUAAUGGCAGCAGUAUCCGCGAAUUUGCCAAUGGCCAAGCUCAUCUUACAAAUGGAGGAAACCAUCCUUGUUCCUUGUCCAAUGACGGGAAUGAGAAAAGAAACUCGGAAGCUUCUGUUGUAAUCAGAAAGGAUCAAUAUAACCUCCCUGGCUUUCAGACCAUGUAUGAUAAGGCAUUGUUCUUUGUGAUCAAAUCAUACAGCGAAGAUGACGUUCACAAGAGCAUCAAAUACAAUGUCUGGUCCAGCACUCCCAAUGGGAACAAGAAGUUGGAAAAUGCAUACCAAGAGGCUCAGAAGAAGAAUGAGGAGGAGGGUGUCAAGUACCCGGUUUUCCUUUUCUUUUCGGUGAAUGCAAGUGGUCAGUUCUGUGGUGUAGCUGAAAUGAUUGGUGGGGUGGAUUUCGAGAAGAGCAUGGAUUUUUGGCAGCAAGAUAAGUGGACUGGUUAUUUCCCGGUCAAGUGGCACAUCAUCAAAGAUGUCCCAAAUCCCCAGUUACGGCAUAUAGCACUUGAGAACAAUGAAAACAAGCCUGUGACCAAUAGCAGAGACACACAAGAGGUGAGGUUACCUCAAGGGAAUGAAAUUCUGAACAUCUUCAAGAACUACACAGCAAAAACCUCCGUAUUAGACGACUUUGAUUUCUAUGAAAGCCGCGAGAAAGUGAUGCAACAGAAGAAGCAAAGGUCUUCAGUGCAUAACGUCGCUCAAAUAAAGAAGACAGAUGACUUGGUAGCUGGUUUCCGGGCAAUGGACAUAUCGGCAGCCAAAGCCGUUGAAUCAGAAGGGGGAAACAGAGACAGAUUGAAGGAAGUAGCAAAUUGAUGGGUUUGAACUAACACGUAAUGUCUGGUUUGGUGUUGGGACCAAAGCUUUGGAAGGCAUAAAUUCUGAUUCUGAGACAGGACAAGACGUGUGCCAUGGAAUAUGUAUAUAUGGGUUCCCUUUGUAUCUUGUGGUAUGGUAUGUGUAAUUGGGGAUUGAGAUGUUUGGGUGUGUGUUUCUAAUUUGUUCGCCCUUCGUAUCACAAGGAAAGCCCACGGUUUGAUCAAUAGUGAAAGAAAGGAUA